AUGAUUAUUGCUGCUGCUCUGGUCCUGAUACCUGGAAUAUCUGUAUAUUUUCUGUAUCUGAAUUAUAACAAUGUAUACAAGAAGUACCAGGCGAUCUUCCAAUCAUACCAAUUGACAGAUACUCCUGAAACAGAAGAGCCAAUUAUUUUGCAAUUGACAAAUGGUGAAGUCCCUUCGUGGUUAAAUGGUAUCAUGUAUCGCAUUGGUCCUGGUAAAUUCAACAUCAAGCAAAAUGAUGGGUCCACUUUUUCAAUCAAGCACGCUUUUGAUGGGCUUCCAUUUAUGCAUCGUUUCCAAAUUGAUGGGUCAGCACAGACUUUAAAGUAUAACUCCCGCUGUUUGUCAAAAUCAAUUGAAAAGAAAAUUGAGCAAAAGUCAUAUAAAGGUAUCAUCUUUUUUGGUCAUGUCCCCGUUGUGUCAUUUUUGCAAUGGAUCUAUCAUUUUCUGAAUCGUUUGGACAGUUUUAUCCUUCGUCCCAGACCAGACGAGUCACCGGAUGCUCACUCGGUUGGUGUAACAGCCACCCCAAAUUUUCCUCUCCCAUCUCAUUGGAAGUCGGCAGGCCGUCAACAACCAGUCUUAGUCUCUAAAACAGAUGCCAAUAUCCUGCAAAAAAUUAACGCCGAAACUUUAGUGCCUGAAAAAGUCUUCAAUUACACCACCUUUGACAAAAGAUUGAAAGGUGAAUUUUCUGCUGCCCAUCACCAGUAUGACUCUGAAACCAAGGAGGCAUUCAAUUUCACAUUAUCUUUUGCCCCCAGACCUCGUAUGAUUGUCUUUAGUACUUCAGAUUCUGGAAAUGUGACAAUUUUAGCUGAUAUCACGCACCGCAUGGACAAAUCUCGGAUCGGAGCACCUUACAUUCAUUCUUUCUGGUUGACCAAAAACUACAUCAUCAUCCCUGAAUCUCCCUUAACGUAUCAUGAUAAAUGCCUCAAUAUGUUGCUCAACGGCUCUGUUCUUUCUAGUAUGGCUUGGCAAGAUGAUACGCCUACUUAUUUUCAUAUAGUAAGUCGUAAAGGAGGUCUUGUAGCUUCUAUACCUGUACCCCCCUUUUACACUUUCCACGUAGCAAACAGCUUUGAUUCAAUUGAUCCCGUCACUGGAGAUACUAUUUUGACUUUAGAUAGCGCUUCUUUUUCGGAUGGUGAUAUUUUAAAUCAAUUGCACACAUUUGGUACUGGCCAUCCUAAAAGUAUCGCUCUCAAGCCUGAACCAUUUACCCGCUUUCAUGGCAUGGCCUAUCCUCCUGCUCGCCAAGCAAAGUUUGGGGAUCUUCAACGUUACAAGCUUAAUUUAACUAAAUCCGAACACAUUUCGACGAAUCUUUUGUGCAAGAAUGUAGAGUUCCCUCGAUUCAAUCAAAAAUUUGCCUUACAAUCUAACAGUCAAUUUAUUUUUGGAUGUGAGCUAUUUGCUUAUACAGAGAAAACAGACGAGAGUAGCGGAUUAAUCAAGGUUGAUAUGCUCACAGGUGAUAGACUUCGCUACGGACAAGAAGGAUAUUCGUGUUCUGAACCCAUUUUUGUUCCAAAUCCUCAAUCUUCGAGCGAAGACGAUGGCGUAUUAUUGACUUUGGCAAAUAACGUUGAUUGUUGUUAUUUGAUUAUCGUAAAUUCUGUGACAAUGAAGGAGCUCUCUCGCUUCAAAAUUGGACAGUUUACAGCAGUGACUUUUCACGGAUCUUUUGUUGAUCAUGAGUUUGAAUCGAUUAAUAUUAAUUAA
Mucor mucedo is the source of this 1725-nucleotide messenger RNA. Its product is annotated as carotenoid oxygenase. The transcript is spliced from 2 exons. Gene Ontology annotation, molecular function: carotenoid dioxygenase activity. NCBI's taxonomy places the organism in Eukaryota, Fungi, Mucoromycota, Mucoromycetes, Mucorales, Mucoraceae. The record is from RefSeq and is a predicted model, not a curated record. Gene Ontology annotation, biological process: carotene catabolic process. The coding region runs from base 1 to 1725 and encodes 574 amino acids.